This is a messenger RNA of Plasmodium vinckei vinckei, 7836 nucleotides long. RefSeq names its product conserved Plasmodium protein, unknown function. The transcript has a single exon. The record is from RefSeq and is a predicted model, not a curated record. Bases 1 to 7836 code for a protein of 2611 amino acids. Lineage: Eukaryota; Apicomplexa; Aconoidasida; Haemosporida; Plasmodiidae.
AUGAAUAAUUAUAAAAGGAAAAGAAAAUAUGUCCAAGAUGAUCGGCAUGAUAAUAGUAAUGAAAGUGAAUCUUCUGUAAAAUUAGAAAAUGAAAAAGGAUAUGAUAAAGAUAUAAUAUAUGAUCAAAUAUAUUCCACCCCUAAAAAAAAUAAACCAAGAUGUUUAGUUUUAUCUAAUUCAAAAGAUAAUCUAUUAACAAAUUUUACAAACUUAUUAAAAAUUGAAAAUUAUGGAGUAGAAUAUAAAAUUAAAUGGUAUAUCCAUUUAUUUAGAAUAUGUCUAUUUAAUGAAAGAUUAUAUGGAUCAACACAAAAAACAGGAACAGGAAAAAAUAAAAAAGAAAAAGGAACUGAAGAAAAUAUUAAUAAAUUAAUAUUAGAAUAUAAUGUUGAUGAAUUACUAAAAAAUGUACAAAAACUUAUUUUAAGAAAAUUAGAUUGUGAAAAUUUAUAUUAUCAAAAAAUAUUAGUUAUUGUUUGUUUAUUAUUUGAUUAUUUUCAAAAUAGAAAACAUCAUAAUAUUAAAACUAUCAAACAUUUAGAAGGGGAAGAAGAAGACACAAAAAAUUCCAUAGAUGAUCCUGAUAUACACAAUGCCUCCGAUUCACAAAUUAAUGGAAAUUUAUCAACCAAAAGAAAUGAUAAAUCUAAAAGAAAAAAAGAAUCUAAAAAAAGAUCAAGAAAUACAUCUAAAAAAGUUUAUGGAGAUUCAGGUGAUGAAGAUAUAAGUAAAGACAGAUUAUCAGAUUACUCUGAUAAUAAUAAAUCAUCUGAUUCAGAAUUAUUAAAAAGUAGUGAGAAAAAAAAAUUUAAACCUAUUGAUAUUAUAAAUAAUCAAAAAAAUUAUUAUAUUAUUGAAUUUAAAAAUGUUUUAUUCAAUGAAAAAAAGAAAUUUAAUAAUUUGGAAAUCUUUUAUCAUAUUACAAACUUUAUUAUACAUAAAUAUUGGUAUUCACAAGAAUAUGCACAUUAUAAUAUUUUUAUUUGGUUUUUAAAUUAUAUAAAUAGUAAAUUAGAAAUUAAAAAAUCUAUCAACAGUAUUAAUAGCAAACUAGAAAUGUUUAUUAAUUUACAUCCAAAAAUAUUUAAUAUAUCUCAUGCUAAAAAAAAAAGAAAAAAAAAUAAUUAUCAAUAUAAUAGUAGUAUUCUUAGUGGUCCUAGCCAAAUACAUCCAAACAAUAGUCAUUAUUUUGAAAGUGGAAUUGUAGAUUAUCCUUAUGUAAAAAAUAGAUCUAAACAAGUAGGUGGUGGUUUCACAAGCUUUACAAAUCCAACAAACUCAGCAAACACAACAAAUACAUCUACCACACCAAACAUUAGUAAUAACAACUUUUUUUCAGUAAAUAAUAAUUCAACUAAUAAUACAUUUAGUGGAUUUAAAAAUACAAAUACAGAUUCAUCUGCUAUUGGAAAUACCUUUGGUUCAGCCUUUAAAGGGUUUGGUCAAAAUAAUAAUGUAAGCAUAUUUGGAAAUAAUAAUACAGCCCCUAAACCUAUCGAAACGGGUAAUAAUCUUUUUUCAACUUCCAAUAAUACAAGUACUUCUCUAUUUGGCAAUUCUAUAAAUAAUACAACUAAUGCACCAGCUACUAAUAAUGCAAAUAAUUCGAUGCAAAAAUUUCCUAGCCUCUUCUCAUCAAACACUUCUGGAUCGACAAAUAAUAAUAUUACCACGAUGAACAAUGGAAUGUCUUCAAUCAAUAAUAAUAGUUUCAACUCCCAACUUAAUAAACCCCUUUUUGGUAGUACUACUUCUAUAGGGGGAAAUAACAUGAUGCCUAAUAUACAAAAUAAAAAUGUGAAUUUAUUUGGGUCGAUGAAUAAUAACGCACCGGGGCAAAAUAAUUCAAAUAUUAAUACUACCCUAGACAAUAAUAAUGCACCCAUUUUUGGAUUUGAUAAAAAUAAUCAAACUAAUACAUCUAUAUUUGGAAAUUCUUCAUUAAGUGGGACUGGAAAUAAUACAAAUUUUAUCUCGACACCAAACAAUAAUACAACAAAUAAUUUAUUUUCUUUUAAUGGAGAUGCUCAAAAGAAAUUAUUUCAAACUCCUCAAAUAAAUAAUCUAGACAAAAAUAAUAAUAAUUCAACUAACCUAUUAAAUACGUCAACUACUAAUGAUAGUAAUACAAACCUUUUUGGCACAAAAAAUAAUGGAACCGGAUUUUUUAAUUCUACAAUUAAUGGAAAUAUAAAUAAAGACUUACCAUUAAAUAAUAAAACAGGAUUUGAAAAUGAUAUGCUAUUACAAAAAACAAAUAUGUUUUCAAAUACAAAACCAGCUGAUUCUAUAAAUUUCAUGAAUAAUAAUAUUUCAAACUUAAAUAAUAAUACAACCCCUUCUUUUACCUUCGGAACUAAUAAUUCUAAUGAUAUGGUUGGAGGGAUGUCUUCAAAUUUAAAUGGACAACAAAAUGGCAACAAUUUUGAUAAUCUGUUUAAUGCUGAUACUGGUUCGAAAGAAUUAUUUAAGGAUCUAAAAAUAUCCAAUGAAACCACAUCUAAAUUUACUGUUAAUAAAAAACCAUUAUUUUCUAGAAGAUCUGUAAAAAGUAGUAUACUUGUAUCUAAUUCAAUGACAACAGAAAACAAUAUUUUUAGUUCUGCAUAUAGUAAUAAAGAUAAUUUAUUAAAUAAUCAAGCAAAACCUGUUAAAGUUAUUUUUGGACAAAAUGUAAAUACAUCUACUACUCCUGAAAAUGCUAACAAUGGAUUAUUUGGUACCACAUCUAACACAACUACUAACAAUUCUGCAUCUAACAAUACAAUAGCUCCAAUUCCUACCGAAGAAAAUAAAUCUAUAAAUUCAACUAUGGAUAAACCAAACCUUUUUUCAAACACAAAUAAACCACUUUUUAAUCCACCUACUAAUACUACUACUACUAUGUUUGGUUCUACAAAUACUAACAUAUUUGGAAAGCCUGAAGUUUCUAAUAUAUUUUCAACCCCAGCAAAUACUAUAUCACCUACUGACACAAAACCUAAUACAGAUCCAAAUGCAAAUACUAAUAAUUUAAUAUCUACUGAUAAUACAAGUUCUGGAUUUGGAAAUACAUCUAUUUUUGGAGGUAGUGAAACAAAUAAUAGUGAUCGAAAUAAUUCUCAAGGUCUUAAUUUUCCUGUUAAAAAGUUAACACUAGAAGAAAGAAAAAGAAAAAAUUCAAAAAAUAAUAUGCUAUCAUUAUUUUCAUCAAAUACAACCAGUUCAAAUAUGCAAACAACAAAUCCUAUAUCAUUAUCAGAUACACCAUCCUUAACAAGUAACAAUAAUAAUGAUACUAAAAAAACAAAUAUAUUCCAAUUUAACACUACACAACCUGAUACAGCUACUAAAACAGAUACUCCAAUGUUUGGUGGACUUGCAAAAAAUAAUGUAUUUGGUAUUGGAAAAUCUCAAGAAAGUUUAGGAGAAAAAAAAUUCCAAUUUGGAACUUCAUCAGAUAAACCUGCUGAAAGUAGUACAAAUAUAACUACAUCUAUUUCAAGUAAUAAUUUAUUUGGUUCUAAAACGGAAGAUAAAGAAAAACCAUCUACUGAGGCUCCUAAACCAGCUAGCUUGUUUACCUUUGGAAGUUUUACUAAUAAGGAAAAGGAGGAACCAAAAGAUGCUCCAAAAAAUGAUGAAAAAGUUGAAAAGGUUGAAAAAGAUGAUAAUAAAAAUGUAACACCAAAGGAAACUCCUCUUUUCAAAGGAUUCGGAUCAAUUUUACAAAAUAAAACAGAAGAAACUAAUAAAAGUCCAAAUAAAAGUUUUAUUUUUGGAUUAGGAAUUAAAGAAGAAGAUAAAGAAGAAAAAAAAACAUCCCCUUUAAUAACUGAAAAAAAUAAAGAUGACAAUGCUAUUGCUACUCCAAAGUUUGGAUUUACAAACAACAUAGCAACUAGUUCUAAUAAUCAAACAAACCUUUUCAAUAUUGGAAAUAAUAAUAAUAAUAACAAUCUCAAAUCAAACAUAUUUGUUGAACGUAAUGAAAAGGAGAAUGAAAGUGGGACAGGAUUAUUUUCACUAAAUAAUAAAUCGAAAGAAAAUACAAGUCCUUUUUCUUUUAAAACUGAUAAAGAACCAAGUAACAUAUCUGGUAUUAAUACAUUUUCUAAUACAAAUUUUAUAGGAAAUGAAAAUAAAAAUAAAGAACCAGAUUCAAAUGUAAAUUAUGAUAAUAUUAUAAGUAGAAAGAGAAGAAAAGAUGUUGAUUUAGAUUAUAAAGAUGAACUUAAAAAUGUGAAUUUUUCAAAUUUCAAUGAAGAUAAUAAUAGUUUAAGAACUAAUGAUACAGAUCAUAAAAAUUUUAAUAACAAUAUUUUAAAUGAAGAAAAUAAAAAUAAUGAAGGUUUAUUUUUAAAAAAAAGUCGAAUAGGAACCUCAUUAAAUGAUACUAAAAAUAUUCUAAAUACAAUAAAAUUUGAUAAUAUUCCUUCAAAAGAUAAAUUAACUACAUCUUUUACUGAAAAUCACAAUAAUACAAAUAAUGCAGAUCAAACAGAUCGAAAUAUUUUUAAUAUUAACAUGUUACUUCCUGAUCAACCAACAAAAGAAAUUCCAUCCACCACACAUGCAUCAACAAAUAAUGACUCAAACUUAACUAAACCCCAAUUCAAUUUCCUAAACAAAAACAAUGAACAAAAUAGUGUAGAAAAGGCUGUUAAUAGAAAUCUCGCUGAAACGAGCACUACUAACCAAUAUGAAAUGAAUGACAAUAAAACAUUUGAAAAUCAACAAAAUUUCCAACAAAAUCAACAAAGUUUCCAACAAAAUGAAUCCAAUUUUUACAACUCAGAUGCUUAUAAAAAAAAUAAGAUGGAGGAAGAGAAACAAACUGACUUUUAUGAAAGAAUUCGAAUUAAUGAAUACCUUAUGAAUAAUAAUUAUAAUAGUGAUAUAGAUAUUAUAAAUAAUAAUGUAGAAAAACGCAAUCCCCUUGUUAUUGAUAAAAAAAGUAUGAGCAGAAUAAAAUCAUAUAAUAAACAUAUUUCUUUUGAUUCUAUAGAUGUAGAUUUAGAUCGAGAUGUUGUUGAUAUUAAUGAAUUAAGACAAGACUUAUUUUUAUGUGCCUUAAAUUUUCAUUUACAUUAUUGGGCAGAAAAAGUUAUACUAUUUUAUCCUCAUAAUGAAAAAAUUAAUAAAUACUGUACUUCAAUAAUUAAAAUUAAAAAUAAAUUUGAUGAAACAUAUAAUUUUAAUUUGUUUGAUGAUAUCCAUUCUUUAUCAAGAAAGUUAUUAAAACGUUUAGACAAAAAUUGUUGUAUUUAUGAAAGUGUUUUAUUUUUAUCUGGUGAUAAUAUUAAAAUAUUAAAGAAUGCAAAACUUUCCCUUUUUGAUGUUUUUAAUAUAUAUCAUUUUUGGUUUAAAAAAAAUAGCUCUGAUAUAAAAAAAAAUCUUCAAGACUUUCUUUAUACUAAUAAAAUAUAUCCAUCUUAUUUAAUUUAUUAUAUGGGUCUAUAUAAAAAUUCGAAAACUUCAAAUAAUAAAUCUAAUGAUUUAAAAGAAAAUCGAACAAAAAUUGUUAAAGGGGUAACAUCACAAAAUAAUUUAUCAGAUAAUGAUGAAAGUCAAAAACAGUCUAAACCUGCUUUCUCUUUUUAUGAAAAAAUUUCUCAAUUUGCUUAUCCUAAACAAGAUUCAAAAAGUGAUUUAAAUAAUCUAAAUGAUUCUGAAGUAGAUAAAAAUUUGCCUUCAGAAAAUGAACUUACUAAUUCUACAGUUGACGAUGAAAAAUCAGACGCAUACUCAUCAAAUGAUGAACAUACUGAUAGUAGUGAUAAAAGCUUCAAUUCAGACUCUCAAGAAAAUAGCCAAAACGAUCAAGAUUCUGAAAUCUAUGAUUUGAAUAAAGAAAGUCAAGUAAAUAUAACAAAAUCGGAAGGUGAAAAAAAAAAAAAAAAAAAAAAAGUCACAGAAAAUAAUUUAGCAGAAAUUUUUAAUUCAGAUAGUAGUGAUGCUUCAAAUGUUUUAGAAAAUAAUUAUGAUGAUGAACCAUUUAGUAUGAAUAUUAAUGAGAAAUAUUUAUAUUUGUCUAAAGGGAAAAAACGAAAAAAAAAACUAUUUUUACCAGCUCAUAUUAAAAUUAAAAAACUUAGUGCAUGUGAAUGUAUAUUGUUAGAACUUAUUUUAAAAGAUAAUGUAUUAAAUGUAUUAAAAAAAUAUAAAUUAUUUAAAAGAGAAAAAUAUGAAUAUUUAUACGUAAAUCUAAUCGCAAUGCUAAAGCAUUAUAAUUAUUUUUCCACAGAUAAAUCUGAAGAAAUUAAUGCUGAAAAUGGAAAUAACAGUCCUACAAAUAACAUUCCAAGUAAUAGUUUAAAAGAUAAAAAAUAUCGUCAAAAUGUUAAUAAUAUGGAUAAAGGAAGUAACUUAAAACGAAUUGCUAACUGUCUUGAAACAAACUGUGCUAAUAUAAAAAAUGAUAAAAUAAAUAUUUUAAAAAAAAUAUGUGAUAAAAAUUUAUUAUACUAUAUAAAUUUACAAUUGAAAAAUAUUGCACACUUACUUAAUUAUAAAGAAAUUGAAAUAGCUUGUACAUAUUUAAAUCAUAUAAAAAAUAAUUUAUUUGUAAUCUUUCAAAUUCCAAUUUUAUUAUUCAAUGUAUUAUAUGAUAAACUCAUAAAAAAUUACAACGAUUUUAGUAUCAUGGACAACUAUUUUAAUAAUUCACUUUUAUAUAAAGAUUUUCGAUAUGAAUAUAUAUUAAAAACAAAAAUUGCAUAUAUGCUAUUAAAAAAAUUUAAUGAUCAAGAUGAUAUAGAAAAUUGUAUAAAAUUUGCAAUAUAUUUUGAUAAUAAUAGAGUAAAAGCACAUAAAAAUAAUAUAUAUAAUGAUUAUAUUUUUCAUAAAAAUUUAAUUAGCUCUUAUAUUAAAGUUCAUGAAAAUAUUGUACCUUCUGAAUGGAUUGAAGCUAAAUAUGCAAAAGAUGGUGAAUUAAGUGACAUGAACGAUUCAGAAUAUUUAGAUUAUUAUUCUUUUUUUUUCAAAGACAUAUCAAAAUAUAUCAAGCUAAGUACUAUCGAUAAAAUUAUUACUUCAAAUAUAUUUAGUUUACAUAAAGAAAAUUACACAAUUUGUCAAUCACCAGAAGAUCAAGAUACAAAUAAAAAAUAUAAAUCAAAUGGUGGAACAAAUGUAGGAAACAAUUCAAAAUCAGCUAAUAGUACUAGCCAAAAUAAUGAAACUAGCCAAGAUGAUGCAGAAAAAAAAAAAAAUAAAUUUGCAUGUUAUUUUAUGUACAUGGUCAGGCGAUCUAUUAUGGAUGAUGUUGUAAAUAUUUAUUCUUCAAAAGGAGAAUAUUUUUAUAAAAAAUUAUUGACAACAUUAGUAAAUAAUAACUUUGCAAAAGAUUAUGAAAAAGCUAAUAACAAACAUUUUCAUAUGUUUAUUCAAGUUGCAAAUAUAAAUGUAUUUAUGAAAAAUGUUUUUUUUGAAUAUAUUAAUUUUUUUAAAAAAAAAGAAUUAUAUAAUAUUGAAAAAAUAAAAAAUGAAGAUGAAAUUAUGGAUAACUUAGUUAAUGUUGUAAAGGUUAAUGGAAGAAAUUUCUUUGUUGUAAUAAAUACACUAACUGAAAUUGUUACUAAAAUUGAAAAAAAUGUUGUAAAAGAUGUUAAUAUAAAUAUACUUAUUAAUUUAAGAAAUAUAAUUAUUGACACUUUUUACCUAUUUAAAUAUGUUUUUAAUAAUCGAGAAUUUUCACUAAAUCUCAUCGAAAACCUUUACAGAAAUGUUAUCAAUUUUAACGACACAAUUAAUUCAUUCUUUUCUGACGAUGUUAAUUUUUACCCCAAAGAGCAAAUAAAAGAUUUGUACACACACAUAAGACAUAAAUUUACAAGCCAAAAUGCCAUCAACUAG